AUGGCGGAUCUUGAGCACGGUGAAUCCGACUAUGUUUCGCCCCAGGAUAAGUUUGAGCCUAAAUCAACCGCGUGGUACGCAACCACGCCGGUAAUUAAAUGGUUGUACAAAUACACCAUGUACGGCUGCACCAAUAAGCCCGUCAUGAAUGAAGUUCAACUGCCACCGGAUGAGGAUCACGACGAGGAAGGUGGGGAGAAAUCGAUAAUUUCCCCAUCAGACAAAGAAGAGGAGUCGGAGAUAGAGACAGAAGUUGCACCAUUGGAUGAAAUCGAGGUUCAGGGAGAGGGCUUCUCCACGUCCUUCGGUAUCUUCUUCUCCUGCGUUGGCUCCGUCAUCGGCUCUGGCAACAUCUGGCGUUUCCCGCGUAUUGUGGCCCAAAACAGCUACAGCGAGGGCUCAGCUGCAUUCCUAUUGGUUUGGAUGAUUUCACUUUUCCUAUGGUCCAUUCCCAUCAUCAUCAUCGAGUUCACCAUCGGUCGGUUUACGAAAACAGGUCCACUCCUCACCUUCGGAAAAUUCCUCGGUACCAAACUUCUUGGUUUGGGCACGUGGACAAUUAUGAUUUGCUACUUGAUCAGUACCUACUACAAUGUAAUCGUUGGUUGGUGCUUCUACUACGUGUACUACGUCUGCGCUGCCGCAGAACUGCCCUCCAACGAGACGCUAAGCAUCGAGAUCUUCGACACCUUCACACAGAAGACCAGCUACCCUGUGCUCUGCCACUUCCUUUCACUCUUCCUCGCCUCCGUCUGUGUCGUUGGUGGUCUCUCGUGGAUUGAAUGGGUUAAUUCCACGCUGGUUACCAUCCUUGCCAUAAUCCUCAUUGUCACUCUGGGAUGGGCUCUCUCUCUUCCCUACGCAGACAUCGGCAUCCAGUACCUAUUCAGUCCUGCUUGGUAUUCGAUCGCUCAACCGCGGUUGUGGAUAGACGCCUUCAUCCAGAACGCCUUCGACACCGGUGCCGGUCUUGGCCACUACGCUGUCUACGCUGGGUUCUUCAAACGAACUGACAAAUCAGUCACCUACGCCAUCACCUUGCCGAUCAUCAAUAACAUGGUCAGUUUGAUUAGCGGAAUUUCCAUCUUCUCGACGGUUUUCGCGACAAUGAUCACCACACGACCGACUCUCACCAUAACCGCGAUCAAGAAUCUCAUGCAAGAAAGUGGACCCGGUUCGACAGGCCUCACAUUCACGUGGAUUCCCGUGCUCUACCAGACCAUGGGCGUGGCUGGUCGCGUGCUCUGUGGCCUCUUCUUCAUCUGCCUGUCGUUCGCCGGUCUCACCACGCAAAUCUCCAACCUUCAGCUCACCUUGGUUACCCUCAAGAACUGCGGACUGGCUCAUUACGUGGCCUGUGCGAUCGCCAUUUUGAGCACAUUCCUGCUGGGCUUGCCGUCGGCGAUGAACAUCAACAUCCUCACCAACCAGGACUUCACCUGGGGCUUCGGUCUGAUCAUCUCCGGCGUCCUCUACUGCGUCAUCCCGAUGUACUACGGCUGCGAACGCUUCCGACGUGUGAUCAUCAACGAGUACGGAAUCGGUGACAUCCACGUGUACUUCAUCUGGACCAUCCUCGUGAUCCUCGUGGUGCCCGUCCUGGGCGCCGUCUUCAUCAUCCGCUGGGCCAUCGACCUCCUGAGUGGUCCAGACUGGGCUGCUCUGUCAGAGACCUCCUUCUUCACCAUCAUCAUUGAGUGGGCUGUUCUGGUCGUGCUGAUUGUCAUCUUCAACAUCCUCGUUAUCAAGUGCAAUUGGAGUGUCUUCGACAGAGAGGGCGCCGGUGGCUUCGACCCCUACCACCUGGAGGAGUGCGAAGCCUUCAACCCCGAUUACCACAAGCAGCUGGCGGAGUUGCGGAAGAGUGGACAUCACGAGGGAGAAACGCACUUCGUUGAACUUUAA
This is a messenger RNA of Mesocestoides corti, 1905 nucleotides long. NCBI's taxonomy places the organism in Eukaryota, Metazoa, Platyhelminthes, Cestoda, Cyclophyllidea, Mesocestoididae. The record is from the annotation of a GenBank genome assembly.